CCAAGGUGGCGACCGCGCGAGCCUAGUUAGCCUACAUCCCGCACAUCAAUAACUAUCCUUCAACUAAAUCGUUUUUAAAACAGCCCUACGAGAGACAAUUAUUUUGUACCUACAUGAUAACACGUGACACUAUGGGUUUACACUGCUUCACCACACUUCAUCAUUGCAACCAUUUAAGAGUUCUGUUCAUUGUUUUAGCUGGAUCAGGUGUUCUGUUUUACAUGAAAACUUUUACUGACACCACGAUACCAUUUCCUUCCUCUUUCGCUGGCAUUACCAACAAGCCACAAGUUAUCGUUACUGACAAGCCGAAAGAGUUCUCUUCCCCUGAAACUUUGGAGAUGCCGUACAUCUCUCAAGAGACAAACAAGGCGAAGAUCAAAUCAAAUAAAACUUUUCGCGUUGCUGUGUUGGAACGACCAUUAUGGCAGUUGGAGGAGGAUUUUGAUUUUUCCGUUUGCGAAUAUUCAAACUGCGUGUUCAGCGGCGACAAGGUAACGCAUGAGACUGAUGUGAUUGUUGUGUACAGUCAAAAGUUGACUGAAAACUACAAGCUGCCUUCUGCGAGACCGGAUGCGCUGUAUGUGAUGGAGCUAUGGGAGCCUCCGGUUCGCACGAGUUCAACGUACAUGCGCAAUAGCUCAUCCAAAUGGAACCACAUCUUCAACCUAACCAUGACCUACAGGGUUGACUCUGAUAUAUUUGUACCGUAUGGUCAGCUAAGAAAGAAAUCAAAGCUCGGAGUAGAAAGGCCAAAUUAUUCUGACCUGACCAGAAGAAAAACUAGAUCAGUUGCCUGGUUCGUCUCUAGAUGUCAUGUUCCCUCCUUGAGAGCUGAAUACGUUAAAGAAAUGCAGAAAUACAUCGAUGUGGACAUCUACGGAGACUGCGGCAUGCCAUGCUCAAGAUCUGAAGAACCGUGUUUGAAAAACCUAACGGACAUAUACAAAUUUUACCUGUCGUUUGAAAACUCCAUCUGCAAGGAUUACAUCACAGAGAAACUGUUCAAGCUGUUCCGGCCAGGCGUGCACGUGAUUCCCGUCGUCAGAGGGGGCGGGGACUACAAGAAAUUCUUCCCCAAAAAUUUAUUCAUCAACGCGGCCGAUUUUAAAAACGCCAAAAGUUUGGCCCUUUAUUUGAAAAAUUUGACCGGCGAUGUAGACAGAUAUAGCCGGAUGUUGGAGAUGAAGGACGAGUACCAAGUUAUGGACAAACCAAACGCGAAUCAUAAGGGGGGUUUGGGUUUUGUAGGGUGUAGACUGUGUCAGUAUUUGAACACACACAAAGUUCAGCCAAAGGUUUAUGAUAUGAAGAAGUGGUGGGGUGACGAUAAAUGUACAACGCCUAAUGAUAUAGUAUAGUAUGAAACAGUAUAAUACACUCAGACACGUGAUGAAUACAUACUCACAGAUAUGUUUGAUUUAUAUAAUACAGUUUUUUUAAUACAUCAAAAACUGAUUACAAUUUUUGUCAUUACUAAACUAAUCUAUUAAAGCUGUUUAAAUGUCCCAUUUUGUAUCAUCGAGU
Messenger RNA from Physella acuta, 1527 nucleotides. RefSeq names its product alpha-(1,3)-fucosyltransferase C-like. Lineage: Eukaryota; Metazoa; Mollusca; Gastropoda; Physidae. Gene Ontology annotation, molecular function: fucosyltransferase activity. Gene Ontology annotation, cellular component: membrane. The record is from RefSeq and is a predicted model, not a curated record.